AUGACGGGAUCUACGGAUCCCCAGUAUUCGAUCUAUGGUUAUCUUCCAAAAGUGGCGCCUGCCAUUGUAAUGAUUGUGCUGUUUGCCAUUUCCUCCAUCUGGCAGGGCCUGCAACUGUUUUAUUACAAGCAGUGGUGGCUGGUAAUACAGCCGAUCGGGACAUUGGCCGAGAUGGUCGGGUAUAUUCUGUUCACCCUCUUGAAACCCAUUCUAGUCAUGCCUGUUUUUGUCUGCAUCGACGUCGCUUCGCUGAUUGUGCAAGCUGUGGGGGCUGCGAAAGCAGGUACCGCCGAUUCAUUCGACGAAGAUGAAAUCCGGAGCGGAUCCAAUAUUGUGCUUGCAGGUAUUGCGGUGCAGUUGUUCGGUUACCUGCUCUUCAAUUUCAUUUUCCUUACGUUUGGGUACAAGCUGAUGAAACACGGUGCGCAUCUUUUGCAGAACGAUACCAAGGCAUUUAUGAUUGCCGUAUUCUUUUCAAGUCUUGCCAUUAUUCUCCGCUCAAUUUACCGUAUCAUUGAGAUGGCAUUUGGCUGGGAUGGCGUGAUUAACCAAACGGAAUGGCCUUUGUACGCGUUUGAUGCUGCUUUUGUUGUCAUUGCCGUGUACUUCAUGAAUGUGUGGUACCCGGGCAAGUACCUCCCGAACCGUUUCUCCUGGAAGUACAGUCCCGAAAAAGCAGGCUACACCACCGGCUUUGAGGAUCCGCACAUUAUUGGACAAAUCGGGCCGAACCGCAACAAGGAGACAGACCUGGAGAAGAAAGAUGACGCGGAGGACUAUGAAAUGCAUCCCGAGCUUGCAGCCCCUGGCCUUGCGUCGGAGAGUAGCGCCCUGUAG
Malassezia vespertilionis is the source of this 837-nucleotide messenger RNA. RefSeq lists its product as uncharacterized. The transcript has 2 exons. Gene Ontology annotation, cellular component: membrane. Lineage: Eukaryota; Fungi; Basidiomycota; Malasseziomycetes; Malasseziales; Malasseziaceae. The record is from RefSeq and is a predicted model, not a curated record. The coding region runs from base 1 to 837 and encodes 278 amino acids.